This is a messenger RNA of Ilyonectria robusta, 948 nucleotides long. RefSeq lists its product as uncharacterized. The record is from RefSeq and is a predicted model, not a curated record. NCBI's taxonomy places the organism in Eukaryota, Fungi, Ascomycota, Sordariomycetes, Hypocreales, Nectriaceae. The transcript is spliced from 2 exons. The coding region runs from base 1 to 948 and encodes 315 amino acids.
AUGCAUCGCUUCACUAUUGGCAAGCUCGUCGAAAAGAGCGUCUUCAUCACCGGCGCGAACCAAGGCCUCGGUCUCGAGACAGCCCGCGCUCUCCACGCAACCGGUGCCACUGUCUAUCUCAGUGCCAGAGACCGUGCCAAGGGCCAGCAGGCUAUCGACGACAUCAAGGCGUCGGAUCCAACCAACGAUGCCCCCCUGCAUAUGGUUGAGCUUUCUCUCGACUCGUUGGAGUCCGUCAGAAAGGCCGCCAAGGACCUUCUUGCCCUGACCGACAAGCUAAACAUCUUGAUCCUCAACGCGAGAAUCAUGUUCCCUCCCAAGGGCAAGACAGUAGAUGGCUUUGAAACGCAGCUCGACAUUAAUUAUCUCGGCCACUUUCUCCUAUUCCAGCUCCUCAAGCCUGCCCUCCUGGCCGCAUCCACUCCCGAUUUCAACUCUCGAGUUGUGUCCCUUUCUUCAACGGGUCAUCGCGCCGGAGGAAUUCGCUUCGAAGACUUGAACUUUGACGAGCCGGACUCUUACAACCCGAUGCUUGCAUACGGUCAGGCUAAGACGGCCAACAUCUACCUGGCUAACGAGAUCGAACGGCGCUACGGUUCCCAAGGACUACAUGCCAUUUCUCUGCACCCCGGCGUCAUUAGUACGAACCUCGCAAAGUACAUGGAUCAGGCAACCAAGGACUUUAUGGGGAACCACCCGGGCUUUCAGAAGCAGUUCAAGAGUGUCACCCAAGGUGCCGCAACCACCGUCUAUGCUGCGGUGAGCAAGGACUGGGAGGGCAAGGGCGGCAAGUACCUGUACGACUGUGCCGAGGCUGGCCCAGUGCGCCCGGACUCGGAUUACAUGUCUGUCGACGACGGCUACGCUGAGUGGAUUUACGAUGAAGACAAGGCGUCCAAGCUUUGGGCAGAGUCUGUCAAGCUGGUCGGCCUCGAGAACGAUGCUUGA